CUGUUUUCCUUCCCCGUGGUGGUCGAGCAGGAGUUUGUUUACGACCCCGCACCUCAACCACCGCUCACUGUGGGUAUAUAUAGAACUGUGAUCUUCACUGGACUGACCUCACGUAACAAUGUCAAACAACAAACGAAUACUCUAUGUUGGUGGCUUAGCUGAUGAAGUCACAGAAGAUGUCCUUCGAUCAGCCUUUGUACCUUUUGGUGAAGUGGUGGAUAUACAGAUCCCUCUCGACUAUGAAACAGAGAAACAUCGUGGAUUUGCUUUCAUUGAAUUUGAGCUUCCAGAAGAUGCAGCUGCUGCGAUUGAUAACAUGAAUGAAAGUGAGUUGUUUGGACGUACUAUACGAGUUAAUUUAGCCAAGCCUCAGAAGGCAAAGGAAGGAUCUUCUCGUGCUGUAUGGGCUGACGAUGAGUGGUUAAAGAAAUAUGCUGGCGCAACACUUGAAGGACAGGAAGAUGCUGAAGAAGGGACUUCUGAAGGAACUAAGCGAUCUGCAGAAGAGAGUUCCACAGGUCUACUUUGAUAUUAAAAUUGGCAAAACACUUGUGGGAAGAAUAGUGAUGCAGUUACGAGCAGAUGUUGUACCUAAAACUGUUGAGAAUUUCCGUUGCCUUUGCACACAUGAGAAAGGGUAUGGCUACCAGGGGUCGACUUUCCAUCGCAUCAUCCCUGGUUUCAUGUGUCAAGGUGGAGAUUUUACCAACCAUAACGGCACGGGAGGACGGUCUAUAUAUGGCUCCAAGUUUGAAGAUGAGAAUUUUAAACUAAGGCAUACAGGGCCUGGAAUACUUUCAAUGGCUAAUUCUGGCCCUAACAGCAAUGGAUCUCAGUUUUUCCUAACCACUGAGCGGACAGAGUGGCUUGAUAACAAGCAUGUUGUCUUUGGUCAAGUUGUCAGUGGUAUGGAUGUUAUCAGAAAAAUGGAGAAAUGUGGCUCCAAGUCAGGGAAGCCUUCUGAGAAGGUUGUGAUCUCCAACUGUGGCGAACUUGUGUGAAUACUCUCGGGAGAACAAACUUUUGUAAAAUUUUCCACAAUGAGGUGUGAGAUGAAUGUUUAAUAAAUCACUUUCAAAAAAAAUUCUGUUGUGUAACCAAUUCUGUUUGGAAUGUUUGGAUGCAUGGUUAUUGUGUAUUGAAGGGUUGUUUUCACUUUUAUGUGCUUUACUCAG
Molecule: messenger RNA, 1175 nt
Organism: Penaeus monodon (black tiger shrimp)
Lineage: Eukaryota; Metazoa; Arthropoda; Malacostraca; Decapoda; Penaeidae
Gene: cyp33
Product: peptidyl-prolyl cis-trans isomerase E-like
Biological process (GO): protein peptidyl-prolyl isomerization; protein folding
Cellular component (GO): intracellular membrane-bounded organelle
Molecular function (GO): RNA binding; peptidyl-prolyl cis-trans isomerase activity
Source: RefSeq, a predicted model, not a curated record